CGUCCGCGCCGCCCGCCGCACCAUACCGCGCGACGCUCGCGGCCAACACUUUUCCGCUCGAAAGCACGUGUUAAAAUAAUUGCUUCCCGAAAAAAGUAAUCGUCAUGAGUCAUGCCGAUUAACAGCUGCAACCUUCCCAAACCCUUGUGAAACGUUCCGAAGAAACAAGAUAAAUUACAACCAAGUUUUAUUAAAAGCUGUAAGGAGCACUUGUUUAUAAUCUACCUAUAAGCAUAUGAGUAAUGUAAACAGAGAGCGGAUUGAUUGUGUUCUUUAAAAUGUGAUUGGGUUAAACAAUGUUUUGAUUGCGUAUCUGAAUAGCAGCUCUUAAAAAAAAUGUGUAUUUUAGUUACCUAAUUAGUUAUCGGAAAUUGAAGCCUUGUCUUAAGAUUUAAAUUUUGUCUUAAGUAGGUAUGUAGGUAUCUAAGAAACAAUUAACCUAUACAAUAUUAGGCAGCUAUGGAAAGGCUAAAUAAAUUGUACAUUUAAUAUCUCCCUAUAUAAUUUCAGCUAAUUAGAAAGAAGUUGUAUAUAAUCAUUUGAAAGAUUUUCGCUAACAAAUUACACAUUCGUCUCUAUCUGUCUUGAAAAUCUCAUUUAAACUUCAAUCAGAAUAAUAUUUGAGGAUAAUCUCCACAAAUGACUGUACUGAAUAAUUGAUAGGCACCUGCUACCAAACUUAUUAGUGGGUUCGUGUUCGAAUCCGCGUGUAAUCCUUGAAGGAAAUCUUGUCGCGCCGUCGUUAAUCACUGUUGGAUUUAGUUAUCUUGUACAACUGCUGUCCUCGCAAUAUUUCUAAGGCGAGGUCUUGUGAGCCAUUUACAUUGGCACAAUAGGUCCUUCCCGAUCGGGGCCAGAGGCAUUGUACACAGAUGAGAGCCGUCGCCUCCCGCAUUUCAGCAUAGAUUCAAAACUCUAUUGUGACUAUUUCAAUGUGCUUACCUAGGUACUUGUUUACUCUACUAUCUCUAUUCGUUACCUAAUAUAUUUCAAGCUAAAGUAUACACAAACUGUUACUUGUCGUUAUUUGUUUGGAAAAAAAGCGCUGUUGAGUGAAGAAUUUAUUUAAAUUACUUAGCAGAUUUAAAAAUAUAGAUUUAAGCAAGUAUUUUAUCUGAAUACAAAAGUAAAGAAACAGGGUUUAUGUGAAAAGUUUUUGGGCAUCGGCUGUGCUUAAUCAAACGCCCAGUUGAUCCGCCGAGCCGGUCAUUAGGGCUUCCGACUUAUCUCAUAGAUACCCAUUAUCUCCAGCUAUCUAGAUCGAUAAUGCCCCACUGUCGUUAUGGUAGGUCUAUCAUUCGAUAUACUCUGCUGAACGCGUCAGUGGAUUAAUUAGUUGAUUGAUUUUUGGAAAAUAUUCUCUUUAAUCGUGUGGUUUAUUUUAGAGUCAGUUUUUUGGAGAUAUUUACUUUGAUUUAUUUUGUUUAAAUGUGUGUUAUGAAGUGUUGAGCUCGGUGACCGGAGACUGUGGUGUCCUGUGCAGUGUAGUGCAGGUGUGACCAGCGGGAUGGCCGGCGGGCCCCGGCCGCGCUAGAUCGAUCCCGCGACAGCGCCACAGCGACGCGCCCAGCUCCGUGAGGGUGUGAGCGCAGCACGCGCCGCGCGGUGGGAUGCCGGUGAGAAAGGGGCUACUCGCGCCCCAGAACACCUUCCUCGAUACCAUCGCUACACGCUUCGAUGGCACACACAGCAACUUCGUGUUGGGCAACGCUCAAGUGCCGGCAUACCCGAUCGUGUACUGCUCGGACGGGUUCUGCGAGCUGACGGGGUGGGCGCGUGCGCACAUCAUGCAGAAGGGAUGCGCCUGCAAGUUCCUGCACGGCCCCGACACCAGAGACGAGCAUCGCGGCGAGAUCGACGCCGCCCUCGACUCCAAACAUGAACUCAAACUCGAGCUUAUUUUCUAUAAAAAAAAUGGCAGCCCGUUCUGGUGUUUGCUCGAUAUCGUCCCAAUUAAGAAUGAGAAGCGCGAAGUGGUAUUGUUCUUGGCCUCGUUCAAGGACAUCACCAACACCAAGAUGGCCGCCAUGAGCACUAAUGAGGACUUCGACAGCGGAGCCGCGGUGCGGCCUUCGGCUGGCGUGGUCACUCUAGCGUUAUCCCCAUUUGUACCCGCAGCGGCACUCUUGGGCGCCCGGUUCCGCGCUGAAUCUAGUUGCCUACUUCCAGACCCGAAUGGCAAUCUUGACCCCGAAGCACCCUCGCCCGCCAACAUGGGCAGGCGUCGCUCUAGGGCCGUCCUAUACCAGCUUUCAGGACAUUAUAAGCCAGAAAAGACGAAGACAAAACUAAAACUCAACAAUGUAAGUAAGAACCUCCUACACUCAUCAGACCCACCGUUGCCCGAGUACAAAACGUCUGCGAUAAAGAAGUCAAAAUUUAUUAUUUCACAUUACGGAGUAUUUAAAACGUUUUGGGACUGGUUGAUAUUGAUAGCGACGUUUUAUGUGGCGGUUGUGGUUCCGUACAACGCGAGCUUCGUUGACGAGGGUCACCCCAGGAUCAGUGUGACCAGUGAUGUUGUGGUCGAGGCACUUUUCAUCGUCGAUAUAGUCCUCAAUUUCCGUACGACAUUCGUGAGUAAGAAAGGCGAGGUGGUGUCUGAUUGGAAAGCGAUAGCGCUUAAUUACAUCCGCAGUUGGUUCGUCGUGGACCUCCUAGCGGCAUUGCCUUUCGACCUACUUUACGCAUCCGAUGUCUACAGUGGGGCGGAAUCGACGCAUGGGAACGUCCACUUAGUAAAGCUAACAAGGCUACUCCGCUUGGCCAGACUACUGCAGAAGAUGGACAGAUACUCUCAGUACUCAGCACUGAUCCUCACUCUCCUGAUGCUAUCCUUCACGCUGGUGGCUCACUGGCUCGCCUGCAUAUGGUUUAUUAUCGCCGAGAAGGAAAUCGAAUACCAUAAGCAUGAAAACUGGGAUUUAGGUAAUCCACAUCUAGGGUGGAUAAACAACUUGGCGGAUCGGUUGAAAGUGCCGAUACCGAACAUAUCGCACAGUGAGAGUUAUGUGACGGCUUUAUACUUCACAUGUUCGUCGCUGACCAGUGUCGGGUUUGGUAACGUGGCGGCCAACACGGUCCCGGAGAAGAUCUUCAGCAUACUCGUCAUGUUGAUUGGAGCUCUAAUGCAUGCCGUAGUGUUCGGCAACGUGACAGCGAUCAUCCAGCGGAUGUACUCACGCCGGUCCAUGUACCAGAGCAAGUGGCGCGACCUGAAGGACUUCCUCUCCAUCAACCAGGUGCCCAAGGAACUGAAGCAGAGGAUGCAGGACUACUUCCAGACCAUGUGGUCGUUGAACCACGGCAUCGACAUUCAUGAGACCCUGAAGGAGUUUCCUGAGGAGUUGAGGGGAGAUGUAUCGCUCCACCUGCACAGGGAAAUUCUAUCCCUCCCUAUAUUCGAGUCUGCGUCACAAGGCUGUUUGAAGUUGUUGUCUUUGCACAUCCGUAGCAACUUCUGUGCACCCGGCGAGUACUUAGUGCACAAAGGUGAUGCACUGACGUAUAUAUACUACAUAUGCAACGGAUCUAUGGAAGUGAUGCAGAAUGACAUGGUCGUCGCUAUACUGGGUAAGGGGGAUCUGGUGGGGUGCGAUAUGAAUACACAUCUACAAGCUUAUAAUGGGACCGGGCAGUCGCAAUCCAACCCCGAUGUUGUUGUCAAGUCGAGCAGCGAUGUUAAGGCAUUAACAUAUUGCGACCUAAAGUGCAUCCACAUGGGUGGUCUAGCGGAGGCACUGCGUCUUUACCCAGAAUACCAACAAGAGUUUAUCCACGAUAUCCAACAUGACUUGACGUACAACCUUAGAGAAGGUUACGAAGCGGAGCAGGAGUCCGACGGCAACGGCCAUCCCUCACUGACGUUACCCUCGAUAUCAGAAGACGAUGAAAACGCCGCCGAAGACCACGCCUUAUCGCCCAAGAAACCCAUGUCAAACACCAAUAGCCCGAGACAUGCGAAAUUCAGGUCGGAUGGAGUGCAGAGGUUGUCCCAUAGGGAACUGAGAGAGCGAAUAGAACGGCAACGUUCAGUCGCCACGCCCAAGAUUACACGAGCAGACUCCUUAGAGGGUUUGAACCUGGAGAUGCACAUGCACAAUACUCGGUCAUCAGUAGAAAGGCUGGACACACAAGUCUCCAGUCUUCAUCACGACGUGGCCGCACUCAGCAUGGAGGUAAGUAAGGUUCGACAUGCUAUCCAAGCUCUCCAAGAGAUGACGGCGGCCCCUACAGGCUGGCACGCGGCGCAUUCCAACCCCAACUUGCAGUGGAACGCGCCACCUAACCAGCUCGCAAGGAGCUGCAGCCAUCCUCCUGAUGUCUUCUGUUGGGAUCAGCAAGAAAGACCGCUGACUCCGACAAAAAUGAACCGGAGUACGCAGACAGAGCCGUUCCUUCAUCUGGUGACCCAGUACAUCAUGGAGCACCCGGCGACGGUGAUGCUGCUGCUCGGGCUCGACCCCAUGGCCAACCUGGCUCCGGUGAUGGCUCCUACCGUCGACUACUACGACACCCGGGGCCGACGCCCCAGCGUGCUCGAACAGAUCGUAGAGUCUGAGAACGGCAGCCAAACACCGUCCAGCACUACAAGCGAAAAAAUCGAACCCAGAAGCCUAACAGGCAGUGCUAAAGACCUAGACAUACAACCUGAAAUGAAAAGACUAUUAGACAAAGACUGCAAACCUCAUCACCUGAAGAGGAACAGGUACUCCGCAAGUGAUAUCUGCGAGGAGUCCGAGAGGCUGCUGUCCAGCAAAACGAAACACCCGAGUACGCGCAGUCUCAAAUUCAACCUUAACAGUUAAGUAAAGAUUCCAUAUUUGUAUUAAUACAUUCUGCUCAUUAGACGUUAGACAUUAAAGUAGUUAACUAAAUCUAGCCUCAGUUCCUUUAGUAAUAACUAUAUCGAUGUGAAAGGUUUCAAUUUACUAAGUACGUGAUUUCUCAAGUAAUAACAUUGCUUUUCUAUCAACGAAAUCUAAGUUAUAUUUUUAUACUUCGUUUAACUUGAACCGCCUGGUCAGCGAUUGCAGUGAACAAGGGGUUUCCCUGUAGUGUUAGACUAUUUAUUAUUCUUGUGUCAAAAUGUUACAUAUUUACGAGUUGUACAUAUCAAUCAAUUUUAAUAAAUCGUUUAACUAUUAGGUAGAGCAUAAGAUGUUCAUGAAUUCUCUAGUCACUGUUACGGUAAUAAGAGAGAGAUAAGUGAAAAUUAUGCAAAUAUAAAGGCAAAUGUUCCCAUUGGAGUACUUAGUACAGGCACAAUUUAUUGUACUAUUCAUUUACAUAUUUUGAAAAUUAACUUCAUACAUAUUUGAUUCUUUAAUUAUAUUGUAAUAGUGGGACCUUUUUGAAGCUUGCUACUAAGUGGGUGAAAUUCAGUCGUCACGUGGAUUUCAUAAAGAAAAAAAUCUUUUAUGAUAUAUUUUUUGUGAUAAAUAUUGCCGAUAAUUACGGUGUGUUUAAGUAGGACAAUACUGGAGUAGAUCAUUCAUAGAAUAAGUGUAAACCGAUGCGAUAUCCUUCUAAAUGUUGACUAAUUAACUUCCUCAAAUACUAACAGACACUGUUGAUCUCAAACAAUGUAUUGUAUAGAAUACAAACAUCAAUUUAACGGUCUUCCUUUCUUCUUAACGUUAGUAGGUAGAUGUACAUUGUAGCCUUUGUAGGUACCUAUAUACCUACAGUUUGUGGAAAAUACCAUUCAGUUCGAGGUGCUCUGGAAACGAUAAUUAUGGUACGCUAUAUGUGUCAAAUAGAUAUAUAGCUGCAACGUUCAAAUAAAUUGUGCCAAAAGAAAAUUUGUAUUGUACUUAUAAAUAUAAAAUUAAUAAAAAUAAAGAAAGAUACGUUAUAUCAAUUUAUAGGUUAUAAAUAAAUCUUGCCGUACAGAAUGUAUUUUUUGAUCAACUCUCUUAGGGCAAUUUUAGAGUGGCACAAAAAUUGAUUUCUUAUUUUUUUUCCAAAGAAAAGUGGAAGUCGAGUGAAUAAUGAUAGGUAUUAUUGAUAGGUAAAUGUUCAUUUACGUCCUAUUGUCGACACUGUAUUUUACCGAAGACCUCGGCUUUUGUGGGAUUAUAGGUAUUUUCAUAACUGAUUCAAAAAAGAUCUGUCUUCUGAAAUUGUAUUAAUUUAAAUAUGAUUAUAGUAACUUAAAAGUGAUUGUCUAAAAGAUUGGUAACUUUCACAGUAAAUAUCGAUAUUUUUACCUCAACAAGUUAUGGUUAAAUAAUAGAUCAGUUCAUGUAAUUGUUACAUCCAUAUAUGUAUACAAUAUUACUAAAUAUAUACUAUUUGUACAUAA
Messenger RNA from Pectinophora gossypiella (pink bollworm), 6307 nucleotides. RefSeq names its product potassium voltage-gated channel subfamily H member 8-like. Gene Ontology annotation, molecular function: voltage-gated potassium channel activity. NCBI's taxonomy places the organism in Eukaryota, Metazoa, Arthropoda, Insecta, Lepidoptera, Gelechiidae. Bases 1611 to 4808 code for a protein of 1065 amino acids. The record is from RefSeq and is a predicted model, not a curated record. Gene Ontology annotation, biological process: potassium ion transmembrane transport; regulation of membrane potential. Gene Ontology annotation, cellular component: membrane. The transcript has 16 exons.